Fomitopsis serialis is the source of this 1629-nucleotide messenger RNA. RefSeq lists its product as uncharacterized. Gene Ontology annotation, cellular component: nucleus; cytoplasm. Gene Ontology annotation, molecular function: mRNA binding. NCBI's taxonomy places the organism in Eukaryota, Fungi, Basidiomycota, Agaricomycetes, Polyporales, Fomitopsidaceae. The transcript is spliced from 4 exons. The coding region runs from base 1 to 1629 and encodes 542 amino acids. The record is from RefSeq and is a predicted model, not a curated record.
AUGACCAGCUCCCCCUCCACCCCCGACAUCUCCUCCCUGUCGCUCGCUUCCAAGCCCUCCCAGCAACGUCUUCAUGACUCUUACGAAUACGAAGGCAACUCAGGCGGCAGUGGCAAGAGCCCGUACCACUUCCAGACCUCCCCGCCCAUCCCUGCGCAAUCCCAGUACAGCCCGCUCGGCGGCUUGGGCCAGUCUCCGCUCAAGAACAGGCCAGUCCUCCGUGGAGGUCUUCCCUCUCAAUGGCUCGACAACGCUAACAUGGGCGACAACCGCUCGCUUUCUCCCCACAACAACUCAGAUCUGUCCUCUUCCGGGGGAUCGCCGCCUCCUGGGGCCAUGCAGCCUCCCGUCACACCCGGCACCCCCAGCCUUGGUGCAGACGACGAGAUCAUACCCACCGCAAUCGUCAUCAAGAACAUACCUUUCAAUGUAAAACGCGAGACGCUGCUUGAUAUCAUCUCAUCGCUGGCGAUCCCGACGCCCUACGCAUUCAACUAUCAUCUCGACCAGUCGGGCCAGUUCCGCGGUCUCGCGUUUGCCAACUUCCGCCAGUCGACGGACGCAGACGCAGUCGUCGCAGCGCUGAACGGGUUCGAUGUGCAAGGCCGCAAGCUGCGCGUGGAGUACAAGAAGGUCCUGCAGGCGGGCGAGAAGGAGCGCAUCGAGCGGGAGAAGGCGAUCCGGCGCAUGAAGUCCAUGCAGCUCGAGAAGGAGCAGCAGGCCCUCGCGCACCAGGCGACGACCCCCUACGACGAGUUCGGGCAGGUCCUGCCCUCGCCAUUCACGCCGCAGCGGUCGUUCUCCGCCUCGAGCGUGUACCAGAGCCAGGCGUUCUCGCCGUCGGCGGGUCUGCCGCCCAUGCCCAUGCCGACGCCCCAGUCGUUCAACAUCUCGACCCCGCCGAUCGGCCAGCCCAUCACGCCCGGCGCGCUCAAGGGGGCCUCCGCGGAGCUCGACCUCAACGACCCGGCGACGCUCGAGAUCUACUCGCGCAUCCUGCUCUUCAAGGACGACCCGAUGCGGGACGAGCUCGCGUUCUCGCGCACGCUGACGCCCAAGCAGCGGCGCGUGGUGCACCUCGUCGCGCAGAAGCUCGGCGUGUACCACUAUUCGGUCGGCGAGGGCGAGGAGCGGUACGCGGUGGUGACGCGGAUUGACCCCAAUGCGUCCCCGGGCCCGCGCCAGUCGCUCUCGCGCGCGCCGUCGUCGUACCUGUCGGCCACGUCGUCGCAGGCGCCCAAUUCGCUGCGCGUGAAGAAGUCGAUGCCGGACAUGAAGUCGCUGCAGUCGGCCGCGGCGCCGCGGCUGACGACGCGCGCGUCGAACGGGAACAUCCGCGAGGGCUACGCCACGAUUGCCUCGCCGUCGCGCCGCUCGCCGGGCGCGUUCGCCGCGCUCUUCGCCAACGGCGGCGCGUUCGGGAGCAACGGCAUCCCGCCCGUGCCGAACCUGCCCUCCAGCGUCGCGGGGAUGUCCAGCCCGCUGGAGAGCCCGGGCGGCGUGCUCAGGCAGCCGCGCGGCCCCGGCGUGGUCGGGUUCGAGAGCAGGCGGGAACGGCGGGAGAGUCAGACGGGCAACGGCGGGCAGGGCGGGUUCGAGGCGCGCUCGCACGAGCCGCUGGAGAUCUGA